AUGGAGCAGGCUGAUAGUGAAUUGGGGAAGGAAAAGGACGCUCCUGUGGACGACAAGCGCGCCGAAAAGCAUAAACAUCUUGACGGGCUGGCCAAAAACUGGUUUAUGCGAUUCAAAUCUGUUUCUAAUCCGAGAGUCAACAACACGCAUUUCUGGCCAGACCAUGUCAUGGAGGCGGCCAUGGUCCCUCUGAUGGGGUGGGACAUCCCCGCCGAACAAGGUAUCCAGAACCUGACAGCCGUGGAGAAUCUCGAAUAUUCUGCCAGUCUCAUGGCCCGCGCUCUCUGCGCACACUCGGCCGCCUUGGCCUCGGCUCGGCAGCUGGCCGCCGCAUAUGGGAAGAUGAAAACCGAGCACGAUGUUUGUGAAGGGGUUAUACAGUCUCUGAAGAGCGACAACGAGGAGAACAAGAUGCUUAAGGAGAAGAUCGCGUUUUUUACGGGGGAGAUUGAGGUCUUGAAGAGGAACGAGGCUCAGCUCCUCGAGCAAAUUGAGGGAUAUAAGAAAGCUGAAAUCCAGUCCAAGGAGGACCUCAACAAGAUGUAUGACUGUGGAACACUGUGGACCGCCAAAGUAAGGAGCUUGAAGAGAAGGCUGAAGUCAAGGGGUGAGAAGAGGGUUUCACCGCGGGACGGCGGGGCGACUGAAUACAAAAAGACCGAGCAGUAUGUUCAUGACCUCGACUUUAAUGCCGCCCUCACCCUGAUCUGGGUCAUCAAUGGAUUGGAUAGUGGCACGCGAUCCCUUGAGGACAUGAAGGGAAUCUGCACGCUGAAGAGCGACCGCUUGAACAUCCCUGCUGCGCUAUGGACCGGAGAGCUCCAUCCUGACGAGGACGAGGUCACUUUUGACAACAAGAAGAUGUUCGGGCUCUCCAAGUCGGCCAUGGACCUCCAAGCUGUGAGUCCAUCCCCGCUCAAGUUCAUUCCGUUCGAAGUCUCUAGGGAAAAUGAAAAGGUGGAAGAAAGCCUGUUCAUCGACCAGGCGGGCCCCAGCGGUGUGAAGAAGGAUGGUGAUGGCGUUGCCUCCCAAGCCCUCCAGGACGACCUAGCUGGGCAGUUCAGCCGAACGACUUUUGGUGUUCGGGUUUUGAGUUCGUUUUAG
Molecule: messenger RNA, 1104 nt
Organism: Striga asiatica
Lineage: Eukaryota; Viridiplantae; Streptophyta; Magnoliopsida; Lamiales; Orobanchaceae
Source: the annotation of a GenBank genome assembly